UCCGCCUCCGUCUCUCGCAGCGCCACCAUGCGCUCCUUCAACGCCACGCAGCGGAACCUCAGCGGGACCGCGAACCACUCCGACCCGUUCGGGCGCAACGAGGAGGUGGCCAAGCUGGAGAUCACGGUGCUGAGCCUGGCGUUCGUGGCGGCGGUGGUGGGGAACCUGAGCGUCCUGCUGGCCAUGCUGCGCAGCCGCAGAAAGCUGUCGCGCAUGCACCUGUUCAUGAAGCACCUGAGCCUGGCCGACCUGGUGGUCGCCUUCUUCCAGGUGCUGCCGCAGCUCUGCUGGAAGGUCACCUUCCGCUUCUCCGGGCCGGACUUCCUGUGCCGCAUCGUGAAGCACCUGCAGGUUCUGGGCAUGUUCGCCUCCACCUACAUGAUGGUGAUGAUGACCGUGGACCGCUACGUGGCCAUCUGCCACCCGCUGCGCAGCCUGCAGCAGCCCACGCAGCGCGCCUACAUCAUGAUCAGCUGCAGCUGGGCGUGCAGCCUGCUGCUCAGCUCCCCGCAGUACUUCAUCUUCUCCCUCAGCGAGGUUCGGCCCGGUUCGGCCGUCUACGACUGCUGGGGUCACUUCGUGGAGCCGUGGGGGCUGCGCGCCUACAUCACCUGGAUCACGGCGGGGAUCUUCCUGGUUCCGGUGGCCGUGCUGGUUUUCUGCUACGGCUUCAUCUGCAGGACGAUCUGGAGGAACCUGAAGGGCAAGACGCGCAGGAAGAGCGCGGCGGGCGGACCGGCGGCGGGCGGCAGGUCCGGGAUCCUGGGCAGAAACUCCGUCAGCAGCGUCUCCACCAUCUCGCGCGCCAAAUUACGCACCGUCAAGAUGACUUUCGUGAUCGUGGUGGCUUACGUGGUGUGCUGGGCUCCGUUCUUCACCGUCCAGAUGUGGUCCGUGUGGGACCAAACCUUCUCCUGGCACGACUCAGAGAACCCGGCGGUGACGCUGUCUGCCCUGCUGGCCAGCCUCAACAGCUGCUGCAACCCCUGGAUCUACAUGAUCUUCAGCGGCCACCUGCUGUCGGACUUCCUGGGCCUGCUGCCCUGCUGCCGCCGGCUGCGGGACCGGCUGCGGCAGCAGGGCUCCGACAGCAGCAUCCGCCGCAACACGCUGCUGUCCCGCCUGCAGGCGCCGCGCCCGUCCGACCUCAACUUCACCUUCAAAAACUGUCCGCCGGCCACACCGGCGUCCUGACCGGCUGACUCAACCAGGGAGCUGAAGGAGCUCGGUUCGGUCCACACGGGAACAGAUCAGAUCAUAUAAAAGCAACUUUUUUAAACUUUCAGUAAUGUGUCUAAAACAAGCCUUGAGAGUUACUUUGAUUCUUUCAUGCAUGUUUGACAAAUCAUUUAAUUGGCAUGGCAAACGCCUGUUCAGACUGAACCCCGCCUUCGAGGCGCAGCUCCUCCCCCACUCUGCUCCUUCAGACUAGCCAGCACCAAUUAGCAAACACCUGGAGGAACUGCUGAGCUCAUUAUGGAGUCAUUCUCAGCGCAACGCUGGUUAAAGCGCUGGUAAAGGGUUAAUAGAGGAACCAUGUUGGGAUGACUUCCUGAAGGCAGAGCUUCUUAAAGAGACAGAGGCCCAAUUUUAAAUGACAAAGUUAAACUUCUUCUAAGUCAUGUUUGAUAUAUUUAGGGUUUUUAUAAUGUUGACAGUAAAACAGUUACUUAAAUAUGCUAUAACAUGGAAAACAUCAUACUGCCUCUUUAACAUAUUUCAGAUAUAAAAUAAAUGAAUAUGGCUGCCAAAAAGGAUGAUUUACCAAUACAAGCUGGUGCUAAGUGUUUCACAAAUAAAAGUCACUUGGAAACAAUAAUUGUUUUGGCUUUGAGGAAAACUAGAAUAGAAAAAAUCUCAAAUGCGGCCAAAAGUUUUUAUUCACCUUUUUUUGGUUGUAAAUUCUUUGACUUUUUCUAAGCAUAAAUAAACAUCCAAUAAAUUUGGAUUAAUGAAAAAAUAUUGAGAAUAAUGUGGAUUACCAUCUGCUGCAAUCCUAAAACUCCAAACACAAUUUACAUAUUAGAGUUGAGGAUCUGAAAAACAUCUGAAAAAGAUAAAAACUGAACAACAUAAAAUAUAUGUUUCCACAGGUGGAUUAUAUCUCCAGAGGAUUUACUGUGUCUUUGUAUUUUCUAAAAAAUAAUCCACCAAUAAUCCACCAACCUUCAGGCCAGAAUGAACCUGGCCUGCAGGUUCAUUCUGUGCUUUUAGUUGUCGGUUAGUUUCCUUCAGUAGAAACACAAUGAUUAUUGUUCUGGCCUGAAACAGGAACAUUAAUUUCCUGACAGCUGGUAUCUAAUGACUUAAAUCUUCCUUGUAAAUACAGGAACCAGAUCUGGAACAGCAGAAAAUUUAUUAUAUUCUCAGUAUGUUUACAUUUCUUACAUAAAUACUGAGAAUAUACAGUUUUUUAUUCACCUUAAGGCUAAUUGGAUGAUUAAAAAACAUUUUCCCAGGAGAAAAAUCACAGAUUCUCCUUAUAGAACCAUUAAAACCAUUAAAACCUUUGAACUUGUUGAGGAAAAGAAAAAUGUGGCUGUAAUUUAACUCUAUUUUCUGAAUGGAAACGGAUUCAAACCCAGAGUUUAUAAAACCUAAUAGAUGUAAUUUAGUUUACAUUGUUGCAAGUUAUCUUUACCAAGUCGAACUCGUUUGCUAGUUGAGGUUUGGGUCAUUUAUUUACCUCAUCCCACUCAUCUCCUCAUACGGGUUUCAAAUUCACCUUUUAUUGCAUUUAUUCUUGUCGUUUCUCUUCCAUCAUCCCACUUCAUCUCACUCAUCAUCCUCAUAAGUUAUUAACCCACCAACCCACUCAUCCUCCUCAUUUAUCUUACAGCCUUUUUCAUUCAACUCAUCAUUUUAAUACUUUUUAAAACUCCUAAUCACCUUUUGCCAUUUCUGUUUUUUAUCCAAUCUAAUUUAUCUCACUCAUCCUCCUUUCAUCUUCAUCUCAUCAUUUCUCCUUCCUGUUCAUCCUCCUCAUUCUUCCCAUCUCACUCAUCUUCCUUAACUUUAGAAUAACUUUGCACACCAUGGUGUUUAAGCUGAAACUUUUCUCAUGUAAAUACCUUGUUUACUUAUGAGCUCCUCCAACAGGGGGCGCUGCAGAGGCAUGUUUAAAUUGUUUCCUCCAUGAAUUCAUAUAAAAAUAGUUCAAACUGUGGUGGGUUAGAAAUUGAUGUGCACUUUGUUUAUGCGAUAAAUAAUGUAAAUAUUUGUAUUUUUCAAUGUGAUUUGACGUUUUGUGACGUUUGACGUUUUGUGACGUUUGACGUUUUGUGACGUUUGACGUUUUGUGACGUUUGACGUUUUGUGCGUUGCAUUCGGACGGUACUGGGUUCCCUCAGGAUGUUGCAGGUGAUGCAUAUUGUACCAAGCUGUUGUCUGUCUGCAUGUUGUAGUUCACAUGUAAUAAAAUUAUGAAAUUUUUAUGUAAUUUCAUGUCUUAGUUUUGUGAGUUUUUUGGUUAUUAUUCCUGCUUUAGAUGCUUAAACAGUGAAAUGUCUCUAAGGCGCCAAGAAGUCCGGUGGACGUUGUCGACGUCUUCGUAUCAUUUUGCUCUAAACUCAUGAUUGGUCUUGAGUAGUUUUGCAAGAUUUCCCAUCUGAAUGUUCAUGAGUGGCAUCAGUUUGCAGUUGGAGGAAUAUUUCCUGACUCCAUGUCACAAAGCUGCAGCAUCUCAGGCUGGUUUCCUCCACAGUCACCAGAUCUCAGCCCAACAGUGGAACAUCGUUCUGUGGGACGAUCUGAUUCUGGCAUGGUGCUCCUGUAGACU
This is a messenger RNA of Poeciliopsis prolifica (blackstripe livebearer), 3778 nucleotides long. Its product is annotated as arg8-vasotocin receptor-like. NCBI's taxonomy places the organism in Eukaryota, Metazoa, Chordata, Actinopteri, Cyprinodontiformes, Poeciliidae. The record is from RefSeq and is a predicted model, not a curated record. The transcript is spliced from 2 exons. Gene Ontology annotation, biological process: positive regulation of vasoconstriction; regulation of systemic arterial blood pressure by vasopressin; G protein-coupled receptor signaling pathway. Gene Ontology annotation, cellular component: membrane. Gene Ontology annotation, molecular function: peptide binding; vasopressin receptor activity. The coding region runs from base 28 to 1194 and encodes 388 amino acids.